AUGGUCACUCAAGAAAACUUAAACGCUAAAUUAGCUCUUACCAUUAAAUCUGGUAAAUAUACCUUAGGUUACAAAUCCGUUGUCAAAUCAUUAAGACAAGGUAAAGCUAAGUUAGUUAUCAUUGCUGCUAACACUCCAGUUUUAAGAAAAUCUGAAUUAGAAUACUAUGCUAUGUUAUCAAAAACUAAUGUCCAUUAUUUCCAUGGUGGUAACAAUGAAUUAGGUACUGCUUGUGGUAGAUUAUUCAGAGUUGGUGUUUUAUCCAUUUUAGAUGCUGGUGAUUCUGAUAUCUUAUCUUCAGUCUCUGCUUAG
This is a messenger RNA of Hansenula ciferrii, 312 nucleotides long. RefSeq names its product 60S ribosomal protein eL30 (gene RPL30). The transcript is spliced from 2 exons. Gene Ontology annotation, molecular function: structural constituent of ribosome; RNA binding. The record is from RefSeq and is a predicted model, not a curated record. Bases 1 to 312 code for a protein of 103 amino acids. Lineage: Eukaryota; Fungi; Ascomycota; Saccharomycetes; Phaffomycetales; Wickerhamomycetaceae. Gene Ontology annotation, cellular component: cytosolic large ribosomal subunit.